GUCGUCACCACCUCUGCUUGCAGCAUCCGCCAUUUUGCAGUAAUUUAGUAAUCCCGCUGCUUCCAUUCGUUGUGCGGCGCCAGUAAACACGGCUCUUUGAAGGAAUAUUAUUAUUACUAUUGCAAGCUGAAGAGAUAUUUUCCCGUGUCUUGCGAUGGCUGACCCAUCAGCAGAUGUGGAGGUGCCGGAGGGUGCAGAAGUGCGCAAACUGUCGGAGCUGCGGGUCAUAGACCUGAAGGCCGAGCUGAAGAAACGAAACCUGGACACGACGGGCGUGAAGAGCGUGCUAUCAGAGCGUCUUAAAAAGGCAAUCGAGGAAGAGGGUGGGAAUCCGGACGAGAUUAUCGUCGCUCCGGAGUUGACCACCAAAAAGGCCAACGUCACACCUAAACGCGCUGCCAGAGAUACCAAGCAGGAGAACGAUGAACCGGAGGAUGGCACUAUGGAGGAGGAUUCCCGCGAUGGCCAUGAGGAUAAUCAGGAGGAUGAGCAUGAACAUGAGAACAUGCAGGACAUGGACAUCCUUGACAUGAACAUUCUGGAUGAGACUGACAAUGACAACGGAAUACCGGCUGAAGAUGACGAGUAUGGAAGCGAGAACUUUUACAGAGAGGACGACUCGGGGAUGAAUGAAGAAAAUGACUACAGGGCACUCGAGUCAGAAGAAGACACGAGAGGUCCAGAGAUGGAUGAAUUUGAGAUGCUGGAUAAGGAUGAAGAUGCAACAUUUUCAGCAGCCAAUGUGGCUCAGGAUCCAGAGGCUGACGACACAAAAGAAGAAACAGAAAAUGACAAAGUAGCCGGGUCUUGUUUAUCUGAGCCGCAUAACGAAGAUCAACACCAGAGCCACGAGACGAGCCCUGAAGAAGACCAAGGAGCCACCGCCGGAGGGGAAGAAAGUGUGUCCGACACAGGUGCCCAGUCCAACGUGACUGCCGCUGGAGAUGCGGAGGGCAGCGGGGAUGUUGUGGGGACUGAUCCCAAAGAGGUUGGGGAGGAACAGAACGCCCCAGAAGAGACACUUGACGGUGAAAACAAAAUGUCGCAGGCUGUUAGUGUAAGCAAACAGGGCGGCGAGGUUGAAACUGUUGAUUCAGAAACGGGGGCUAAGAAGGUUGAGGAGGAUGAGAAGACAGAAGAGAAAGCUGCUGCGGAUUCAGCCUCGACACUGAAAGAGUCCUCUUCUGUAGAGGGCGAUGAUCAGAAAAAGAGCUCUGAGGAGAAAGAUGGCAAGACCGAGUCGAAGGAUGAAAAGGGUGCUGGAGCUGGGGCCGCAGCAAGCAGCAGCAGGAAUCUGUGGGUCAGUGGCCUCUCUUCCACUACCAGAGCGACUGAUCUGAAGACGCUUUUCAGCAAAUAUGGCAAGGUUGUCGGAGCUAAGGUGGUGACCAAUGCCAAAAGUCCCGGGGCUCGCUGCUACGGGUUUGUCACCAUGUCAUCCACAGAGGAAGCAACCAAGUGUAUCAGCCACCUUCACAGGACCGAGUUGCAUGGCAGGAUGAUCUCUGUGGAGCGGGCUAAAAAUGAACCUGCAGGGAAGAAGCCAGCUGACAAGAACGACCCCAAGAGGUCUAGCACUGACAGGAGACACUCCACUGACUCCAAGUCUGAUGGAAAGGAUGAGAAGUCUGAGGGAGAAGGAAAAGAUGGCAAAGGACGAAAUGAGAGGACUGUAGUUAUGGACAAGUCCAAGGGAGAGCCUGUUAUCAGUGUCAAAACCAAAAGCAAAAGCAAGGAGAGGAGCACCAAGAGUCGGGACCGAACUUCUUCGAGUAAGGAGAGGAAAGACAUCUUGUCAUUUGAUCAGAUUAAGGAGCAAAGGGAGAGGGAGAGACAAAGGCAGAGGGAGAGGGAGAUCAGAGAGGUCGAGAGACGCAGAUUCACUGAUCGCAAUCGGGAAUUCCGACCUGACCGAGAGCGUGAGCGCAUCCGUCUCUUCCGGGAGAGGGAGGAGCGAAACCACUUGAUGAAGAAGAGACACUGGUUGGAGGUAUCGUCACAUGACUCCUCUCUGCCUCCAAAUAUGCGUCCUUUGGCUGAGAAGCAGCGCCUCGACGCAGAUCGCAUGGAGCGUCAGUUCCUGGAGCGUGAAAGGCUACGCAUUGAGUACGAAAGGCGGCGAGAGCAGGAAAGGAUCCUCAGGGAGCGCGAGGAGCUGAGACGGCAGCAGGAGCAGCUGCGCUAUGAACAGGAACGGCGCCCCGUUAAGAGGCCUUACGACAUGGACGGCAGGAAGGAUGACUGGCCUGAUAAGCGUAUGGCCAUGGAUGACCGUUACGGCCGCUCAGACUUUGGUCGCUAUCAGGAUUUUGAUCACAGAGAAAGGGGACGUUACCAAGACGACAUGAUGAUGGACAGGCGGGACAACACCCGUAAUAUGGGUGCUGACAGAGAUGGUCAGGUAAGAACCCUGCAUCCUCCCCCCAGAUAUUAUUCUGUUAGGAAAAGAAACACCAUGAGUUACAAAAACCACAAAUAUUUAUUGUUGGCACCACCCUGACUCCUAAACUCUGCA
Messenger RNA from Pundamilia nyererei, 2515 nucleotides. RefSeq names its product scaffold attachment factor B (gene safb). Gene Ontology annotation, molecular function: sequence-specific DNA binding; RNA binding. NCBI's taxonomy places the organism in Eukaryota, Metazoa, Chordata, Actinopteri, Cichliformes, Cichlidae. The record is from RefSeq and is a predicted model, not a curated record. Bases 155 to 2500 code for a protein of 781 amino acids. Gene Ontology annotation, biological process: regulation of transcription by RNA polymerase II; regulation of mRNA processing. The transcript has 17 exons. Gene Ontology annotation, cellular component: nucleus.